UUUCAAAGCGUUUUUGGUAUCAUCAGCUGGGCACACUCAUACUCCUAAGGCCGAUAUCCGGAUUUCAUGGCCAUGGAUUUGGUGGACAUUGACCAGGUUCUGGACAAUCUGGAAUUACGCAUCGCUGCCGACGAGCAAUUGAGCAGAAAUGCAGCUGCAGCGGCGAUAUCCGGAGCUGCAGCUCGUCAUUUGGGCGAUGGAGCAAAUGCAGCAGUAGGCGGAGCAGGAAAACCACAAGGAUUAAGCGCAGGAGCAGGAGUACAAACCUUGCAAGGAUCUGUGAAUCCAGGACCUCCUGCAGGUGCCCCAGCUGCCAAGAGCUUUGUGGGCGUCUCGCAGGUAUUUAACAGUCUGGAUGAUUAUCGAAACAAUGUGAAAUCGCUGGAAGUGGACGCCCAGCUGCCUAGCUACGAUUGGCAAACGGCCGAGCAUGAGGAUGACCUAAACAAGUUCAGUGAGGAGCCACGGAAUAAAAUUCUUGGCGAAACCACUGUCUCCUCCUCCGAAUCGCUGACCACGUCGUCCUGCUCCACCUUCUCCUCGGGCCCGUCGCCCGUCAGCAACGGCAGCCACUCGGAGGAGCUUACAACGCCGCCGGAGAGCGAUAAGCCGAGUGCUUUGCAGGUUCUACCAUCAGCAGACGUCAGAGAGGAGGUCAAGGAGCAGGAAAACCACCAGGAACAGGCGAUAGAACAUCAGCAGCAAGAACAGGAACUGGCUACGCCAAAUAUGGAGGACCUGGCCGUGGGUUUAUCAUCCAUUUCCAUCACCGCAUCCGUCACAGAAUCGCAAUCAAUGCUGCCAGGCGAGGUUACAGCUUCGUCCGUGUUGGGUCAAGUGCUGCAGCAACUCUCUGAGGAGUCGUCGUCCACCAGAGAACCCGAAACGGAGAUGACCAAUGGCAUAGAAGUACCUGCUCCCUUGGCAGCCUCCGCUGUGCCACAGUUACCUCCGCCACAAAGGAAGGAGCAGGAGCAACAGCCACAGCAGCAACAGCAACCAGACCUCGAUGACGACGAUGAUGACCUACAGCAGCAGCCAAGACGUAGCCAACCUCUGACAUUCUGCUCCACCAUGGACGAGAUCUCCGACACCGAGCUGGACAGCAUGCUGCAGGAAAUGGAUGCGGAUGAUAACCAGGAUGGUGGCGAUCAGGAAAUGCCCGAGGAUGAGGAGAAAUCUGCCACUACAUCGCCAGUAACCGAGGAGGAGUCUGUGCGUAUACUGUCCGACGAGCAGGAGACCACCUCCAACGACCAGAUGAAUGUGGAUAACUUUUCGCAAGCCUCCACUGUGGAAUUUGCCGAUCUGAAGCCACAAGAAGCCACCCCAGUGACCGCAAUGGGCGAGGAUAUAGCCUCCAGCUUUGAUAGCACCGAAUCGGACUCCCUUUCGGGCCGGAAAUUCGACGAAGAGGAGGGACAGGAGGUGGACAAGGAGCAGGAGGAUGCCAGUCUGGCCACCGAUGCCUUGGAAACACAAGAGCAGCGUCCGCAGCGACCACAAACCCUCGACUUGAAUGGCUGCCAGGCGGGAAGCCUGACGCCCUCACAAGAGGAGACACCCGAUAAUCAAGCGGAGGAUCAUCAGCUGGCUGAAGGUGCUGAGGGAGCGGGAGCUCUGGCUGAAGCAGGCAUAGUACCCGGCGAGGAUGACGAGGAAAGUCCCAUUUACGAGGCCGUUGGCUACAGUGAUCCGCAUGCCACUGGGAAGGUGCCGCCCAUUUGGGUGCCGGACAACAUGGCCGGCCAGUGCAUGCAGUGCCAGCAGAAGUUCACCAUGAUAAAGCGACGUCAUCAUUGCGCCUGCGGCAAGGUCCUGUGCUCUGUGUGUUCGCAGCGAUUCCAUCUUGAGUUUGCCAACGAGCCUGAGUCCCGUGUUUGCGUCCAAUGCUACAUGAUUCUCUCCGAACGCCAGGCCACUGGCUCAAGUUCGGGUGUAGCCUCAGGCUCCGCACUGCCGCCGACGCCAAUGCGCUCGCCAAAUCCAAAUAAUCCCAUGGAAUACUGCUCCACAAUACCACCCCAUCGCCAGGUGGCCUCGACACCCGGUGCCCCGCCGCCCAGCGUAAUUGUACCCGUGGGUGUGCUGAAAAAAACCGAUGGCAGCUCCUCCAACUCCUCCAGUUCGGAUGGCAGGAAGGGUGCCCGCAAGCGAAAGAGCGUCAUGUUCAGCGAUGGCAUUGCACCGGGCAGUGAACUCGCCAGCACCAUGGAACAGCAAUGGGGCGAGGCUACAGGCAGACGAGGUCUUUCCCGGAGCAACUCGGGAGCUGGAUCCAGUCCGAAGCCACCGACACCGGCUACCGAAGAGCCACCAACACGCAGUAUUGACACCAGCUCAACUUUGGGCCUGGUGGCGCAACUAUUCCGCGGCUCCAUACCGCCAAGUGCAGCAGCAGCCACUCUGACGGCCACCGAAACGCCAAGUGGUAACCGCUCCUCAACCCAAGCUCAGACCUCGCCGCGUCGCAAAGCGGAACCUGUGCGCAAUCGCAAGUUGCCGCCCAAUGCGGACUCUCAAGGUUGUUAUCUGCCCGCCGAGGAGAAUGGCCUGCCACCUAUAUGCAUAAGCAGCAAGGAGGGAAACGAGGUGGACUACAAGGUGGUGCGCAACGAUGGCUCACUCCUGGAGAGAUUGCAAAACGAAACGCUCAAGUUUAUUGAAAACAACUUUUUUGUGCUGGUCAAGGUUGUGAACAUGAGCUGCUGCAUGAAUCGCUGGGUGCUGAACUUUACCACCUCGGGACUGCAUCAUAUGGGAAGCGAUGAGUUGAUCAUUCUGCUGGAGAUUAAGCCUCCAAAGCAAGGAGAAGCUGCAAAUGGUGAGGCGGCUCUGCCUAAGGAUGUAUUCCAGCAUCUGUACGAGAUCUAUGUGGAGGCGGAGCAUGCCCGUUCCAGUACCCAUGAACUGGCCUUCACCAGUCCCCGCAAUGCCAACUUGGGUUCGCGCGAGCAUGGCGGUUUCAUCUUUAUCCGGCCAACGUAUCAGUUGCAGGGCGUGAUAGUUCCCGAUAAUCCCUAUCGUGGGGUGCUUAUCCAUCGGCACGAAGUGCCCUGGGCCAAGGUGCUGCCUCUGCGGUUAAUCCUUCGUUUAGGCGCCCAAUAUCGAUACUAUCCCUGUCCCUUGAUCUCGGUACGUGGCCGGGAGUCGGUAUAUGGCGAGAUUGCUCAAACCAUUAUCAAUUUCCUGGUGGAUUUCCGUAACUAUUCCUACUCUCUGCCCGCUAUCCGGGGACUAUAUAUCCACAUGGAGGAUCGGCAGACGACAGUGAUUAUACCCAAGUAUCGACAGCAGGAUGUGAUCAAAGCUAUCAACGAUGCUAGUGAUCAUAUAUUGGCGUUUGCUGGAAACUUUUCCAAGGUGGCCGAUGGCCAUUUGGUGUGCAUGCAGAAUGUCAACGAUGAUCGAUCCGAGAUGUACUCGUACUCCACGCAGGCGAUUAAUAUCCAGGGUCAGCCAAGGAAGAUCACUGGAGCCAGUUUCUUUGUGCUAAACGAAUCCCUCAAGAGCAGCAGUGGGCUGUCGGGCAAGUGUAGCAUUGUAGAGGAUGGCCUAAUGGUGCAAAUAAUGCCCACCAAAAUGGAGGAAGUGCGUCAGGCACUGCGUAAUCAAACGGAUAUUGAUAUUGUGUGCGGGCCCAUCGAUGCCACCGAUGAUCAGAGUGAGGUUGUGAGCAUCAAAUGGGUGGACAACAAUCGGGACAUCAAUGUGGGAGUAAAGUCACCCAUUGAUGACCAGGCCAUGGAUGGCAUCUCCAAUAUGCGCGUCCAUGCCAGCUUUAACUAUUCCAAUGCCAACUAUGCUAUACGCCUGAGUGAUAUAUAUGUGGUGAAGUGCGAAGAGUGGUAUGCCACCAAUGGUGGAAACUAUGCAGAUACCCGGAUUGCUGAGCAACUUGCACGCAGCGCCUCUAUGGCACUGCUGCCAUUCCUUGAUCUUCUAGCGGCUGCUGGCAUCACUAAGCUCGGCCUGAGAGCCAGUCUCGACCAGGAGAAUGUUGGCUAUGAGGCCGGAGCAAAGGGUUCGAAGUUGCCGCCGCUGUACAUGAAUGCCUUGGACAACCAUCUGGUGGCCACGCUCCAUGGCGAAUCGUCAAACAUUCAGGAUCCCAUCAUUCUCGAGCUGGUCUUCUACAUACUGAAUGCCUGAUUUUAGUCCCACGUAGUGCAAUUCUCCUCUUAAUACGAACAAAGGAAAAAAAUGCUUACAAUAAUUAUACAAUUAAGAGUGUUCGACGACUUGGGGAAAGGAUAAUGGUUGGAUGAUCUAUAUAGUUGUAUUGUUGGAUCGCUCAGUUAACUGUGUAUAUAUUUAAGUAGCUUAUCGAUUGGUCUUUUGUCUCUCACAAUAAUCCCUCCCUCUAUACUAUAUGUGUUACCCCUGGAAUUUUAUUCGUUUUGAGUUUUCAUUGAAAGUAAAAAGUAACUAAGAAGAAAACCUAAAUAUAUAUAUUUGUAUGUGAUGUUCUUUAAUAUGCUUUACACCAUUUACCAUUCGCGUAUAUAUAGAGAUCUAUAUAUGCUAUCUAUAUACAUGUAUGAAUAACGAACUAUAUAA
This is a messenger RNA of Drosophila serrata, 4560 nucleotides long. It is a transcript of the gene Sara, whose product is annotated as Smad anchor for receptor activation. The record is from RefSeq and is a predicted model, not a curated record. Gene Ontology annotation, cellular component: early endosome membrane. Gene Ontology annotation, molecular function: metal ion binding. Lineage: Eukaryota; Metazoa; Arthropoda; Insecta; Diptera; Drosophilidae. Gene Ontology annotation, biological process: endosomal transport.